AUGGCCUCCUCAAGUGGGAAAGGUGAUAAAGGGUCAAAAUUUGAGACUUUGAAGCUUCUGGAGAAAUGCAGCAAGGAAAGAGACGACGCCAUGCACAGGGAGAGCGCUCUACGGGAGAAGAUGCGACAGUACGAGUCAAGGUGGCGCAACUCCGAGGCUGUGAAGCAGAAACUGAAGACCUUCACCGUGGACAACAAGGAGCUGAGGAAACAAGUGAAGGCUCUUCGCACUGAAAUCGGACUUGAGUGCAGCCCCAAGUUCAAUGGCAAGACCACGAAGGACAUAAUCGACGACCUGCACGAGAAGGAGCGCGACUGCAGCUCCUUGGUGGAGAAGGCCGGGAAGCUGAGCCUGACCAUCGACGAUUUGACAUCAGAGUUGGCCAAUACGGUCACUUCGAAAACUCUGUUGGAAGACCAGGUGCAGUCGCUGCAGCAGAACCUCAAGGACAUGACCAACAAUCAGCGGCGGCUGCUGAAGUUGUGGGAGGACAAGAAGUCGCAGAGGGAGCAGCUGGCCCUGCCGGCCAUCGCACAACGGCCCGUGCAGAAACCAUUUGUCGACAAAGCAGUGCAAACCGACAUGUCCGUCAGCUCGUCCCAGAAGCUCCCGCUCAACGCCUUCGAGACCAAGCCGUUCACCCGGGACAACGACAAGAAGACUCUUUAUGACAAACACACUUUCCCAACCUAUCCGAACGGCUAUCAUCACGACAAGAAAUCGUUUGUGUACGAUGACACGAAAGGGAUUCAGAACUGA
Messenger RNA from Limanda limanda (common dab), 759 nucleotides. RefSeq lists its product as uncharacterized. NCBI's taxonomy places the organism in Eukaryota, Metazoa, Chordata, Actinopteri, Pleuronectiformes, Pleuronectidae. The transcript has a single exon. The record is from RefSeq and is a predicted model, not a curated record. The coding region runs from base 1 to 759 and encodes 252 amino acids.